AUGACACCUUUGAACUCGACAGGUAGCCCGCUGGCUGCUAAUGCGCAGAAUGGACAAGUUGGGCAGAUUUCGGUCGGCCAGAGGAUGCUGUCGGCUACCGGCGGUAGCAUCUUGACGGCUCUACUAGUCACACCCUUGGAUGUCGUACGAAUUCGGCAACAGUCACAAGCAUCACCUAUACACAACUUAUCCAAGUUCACUGCGCACACGACCGACGCAUUCAGGGCACUACCGGCUGAUCUCGGCGUAACAGCAUGCUGUCGCGAAGUGUUUUGGAUUGGCAACAACCCGGAAAUGUGUCUAGUCGGAAACGGACCUAUGGCCAGGGCAAUUGAUUGCGCCGUGGAAGAUACACAACAGCGCCGGAUAAACUCAACGUUUGACGGAAUACGGAAGAUCGCACGAAACGAGGGAGUUUUAACAUUAUGGCGAGGACUAGUACCGACGCUGGUGAUGAGUGUUCCCGGAAAUGUGAUCUAUCUUGCGGGAUACGAGUGGAUGAGGAUUGACCCGCGCAGUCCGCUUCCACGAUAUAUACCUGACGGAUAUGUACCCCUGGUCGCAGGAAGUAUUGCGCGAAUAGCUGCGGCGUCAGCGAUCAGUCCAAUUGAGAUGUUCCGAACACGCCUUCAGGCGACACCUGGUACCGGUACUGGCCACUUUCGCGCUACACUUGAGGGUCUUCAUCAAAUGACCCAGGUAAAUGGAUAUAGCUCUCUAUGGCGGGGUUUGGGCUUGACAAUGUGGCGAGAUGUGCCAUUUUCAGGUCUAUAUUGGUGGGGCUACGAAGCUGUGCGAAAUUUCAUUACAGACAUUCGUGAACGAAAUAAGAAUAAUAAUCAUCUCCAAGACGGUUCGAGGAGUCGACGCGAUUCCCAGUCCAGUCAAAGCACAGCUAUCACAAUGAUGGAUAGCUUUAUAGCUGGAUCGGUUUCCGGCGCCGUUUCAGCAUUGGUGACUACACCGUUUGACGUGGGUAAAACACGGCAACAGGUAUUCCGACAUAGCAGCGAUGAAGUUGUCAGCAGUGCGGCAACAGGGAGAAUUGGUUCGACCGCAGUCGUACACCCUGAACUACUACCCAUGCCGCGCUUCUUGCUACAUAUAUUCCAACAUGAAGGCUUAGGUGGCUUGUUCAAAGGCUGGGCUGCCCGCUGUCUGAAAGUUGCCCCUGCCUGCGCUAUUAUGAUUUCGAGCUACGAAUUGGGCAAAAAGAUGGCCCUAGACGUUAACACCCGACGACAUUCCGAUGGCGACAACAUAUAA
Molecule: messenger RNA, 1266 nt
Organism: Talaromyces amestolkiae
Lineage: Eukaryota; Fungi; Ascomycota; Eurotiomycetes; Eurotiales; Trichocomaceae
Exons: 2
Coding region: 1-1266 (421 amino acids)
Biological process (GO): mitochondrial transmembrane transport
Source: RefSeq, a predicted model, not a curated record